Molecule: messenger RNA, 582 nt
Organism: Clonostachys rhizophaga
Lineage: Eukaryota; Fungi; Ascomycota; Sordariomycetes; Hypocreales; Bionectriaceae
Source: the annotation of a GenBank genome assembly
AUGAAUGCGAGGUUCGCCUUAUCGCGGGUGCGUCCUUUAAAGACGCCGGCACUCGUGGGGCUCCCAAGGCUGGUAACGCGCCUCAAAAGAUAUGAGGCCUUCGAUGCCCAACUGGAUAACGAUGCGCUUGCAGAGUCGCGAGCCUGGUUUGACCAGUUCGAUGCGUCACAGCUCCCCAAGGGCAGCACGACAUUUGCCAGAUCUAGUGGGGCUGGCGGACAACACGUAAACAAAACCGAAACCAAGGCGGUCACAGCCUACCCACUUAAAGAUCUAUUUGCCAUUCUGCCCAAAGUGCUACACUCUGCUCUGCGAUCUUCGAGAUACUACACAGCAAACAAUGAUUCUCUCACGUUUCAUGCUCAAACGCAGAGGUCGAGGACGCUGAAUGCAGAGGACAACGGGCGGAAGCUCAUGGAUGAGAUCACUCGCAUCUACCGGGAAAAUACACCCUCUGAGACAAGUGAAGAAAAGAAACAAAAGUAUAAAGAAGUUGCGCAACGAUUCCAUAACUCUCGGCUAAUGUCGAAGAAGGCUCAUAGUUCGAAAAAGCAAUCAAGGAGAGGUUCUUCGGAAUACUAA